CGUUGUGCUGAGCACAGCGCAGUCGAAAAAAAAUGGGUUCGAAAAAAACUCGUGAAAUCUAAAAAAGACCCCGCAAAAGCUGUGCUUUCGCUAAGAAAAAGAUUAUAAUAAAAACAAAGCAUUAGCCCCGCGGUCACACCGCUCUCGGGUAAUUGAAAUUUCAAUCCGGCCACAGUCUACACCUCUGUUUUCUGUUUUCCGAUGCAGGCAUACCAUACAAAGAAAAUGCUGAAAAGCUGAAAGAAUAAAGGAAAAGCCGACUGACUGACUGCCCACUAGCCGCGCACAGUUAGCUGAGGUGUUUUUCCGUCCGGGGAAAGCGAGGAAAUCGUUGAUUUCAGGGCGGCGUCCCCCCCGCAGAGCGAGACAGCAAGAGAGGGAGUAGAAGAAGGAAGAAGAAGAGGCGGAGGAGCAGCACCAGGAGGAUAUAUUCAUAUACCGCCGAUAUAUACACAAUGACCACCCAGCGGACGCAGACACAGGCCAGGAAUCCGGGCAAUUCCGAUUCCGACUAUGAAACGCUGAUGCAGCGCCUGCACAUCGGUGGCGGAGGAGGGGGCGGAGGAAUUGGCGGCCCUGGAGACGGGGGCAUGGCCAUGAGGAGCUACCAGCGCUCACCCGGCGCCAUCGAGAACUUCCUGCAGGAGAGCCAACAGCAGCAGCAGCAACAGAUGCAGCAGCACCACCUCCACCACAACCAGGACUACAAGCUAUACGAGCGCGGCAACAUCAUAGCCGCCUCCAAGUACGCCACGCCCCGUCCGGUGGAGCAGCUGCAGCACGUCCACAAUGGCAGUGCCCACAUCUAUGCACCCACCGCCCAGAUAUUGGGCCAGCGCAUUGCCCCCCAGAAGCACUCGCCGGUAUACGAGAACCUCGAGUUCUACGGCCAGUUCGAUUCGAAUCACAAGCGGGCGCAGCCCCAAAGUCCCGGGAGCCGGCAGAGCGCCAUGCUGAACGACUAUCUGCUGAUGCAGCCCAUUGGGGCGGGGCGCUUUGCCCACACGCCGGUGCCCGAGAAUCCAGGCAGAGGAGGAGGCGGUGGACCGCCACCAGGGCGAUCUGUGGCCCUUGGGCCAACCAGCGACCUGGAGGAACACGCUGCGCCCAUCUACGAGAACAUCAUUCCCCACUCCGGCCAGCGAGCUCAGCCGCAGGCCUCGCCGGCCACCGCCACCAUGUACCAGGAGAUGCAGCCCACUUCCAACUCCUCGGGCGGCUCCUCCACCGCUGGCCUGGAUCUCAACGCCCUGCUGGCCUCGCCCAUGCACCAGCGCAGCAUCAGCAGCAAUACGGCCAGUUCCAGCUCCUUGGGCUCGCCCACCCAGCGCUAUAGGAACUUGUCUCUGCCCAGCCAUCUGAGUCCAGUGCCCACGGCGCAAUCGGUGGCAAAGCUGCAGCAGCACACGCCCAUCAAGUCGCCCGGUGGCGCCAUCAAUGUCUCCGUGAAUCCCAACUAUAUAGAGGACAUCAACAGUUCCGACUACGUGUGCAUGACGGCGAAUCUGCACAGGAAUACGUCAGCGGGAUUGGCCACCGGCAGGGCGGCCGCAACGGGAGCCACCGCCCAGCGAACUAUCCAGGAACCAGCUAAGAUAUCGUCCUCACUGGCCAUGGGCAUGGCCACGGCAGCAGCGCCGGCCACGUCCAUUGCACCGGUGGUAGCGGCACCAUCCACCACCUCCCUGAGGGCCACGCCCAUUGCGAUGACAGCCCCACUGGCGGUGGCCACAUCGCCCACGCCCUCGCAGGGCAGCACAGCCGUUAACGCUGCCUUGAAACCCAGGAGAGGUCUCACCAAGAAUCUGCUGCCGUACAGCGUCACCCCGCCGCGACCGGCUGGUCCGACGGAGGCGCAGCGGAAGAUCGAGGAGCUCACCCGCCAGCUGGAGGAGGAGAUCGAGCAGAGCGAAGAGCACGGCGAGUACUUCGGCAUCUGCCACACCUGCGGGGAGAAGGUGAAGGGUGCUGGACAGGCCUGCCAGGCCAUGGGCAACCUUUACCACACCAACUGCUUCAUCUGCUGCUCCUGCGGACGGGCGCUGCGAGGCAAGGCCUUCUACAAUGUGCAUGGCAGGGUCUACUGCGAGGAGGACUACAUGUAUUCGGGCUUCCAGCAGACGGCGGAGAAGUGCGCCAUCUGUGGCCACUUGAUCAUGGAGAUGAUCCUGCAGGCCAUGGGCAAGUCAUAUCACCCGGGGUGCUUCCGGUGCUGUGUGUGCAAUGAGUGCUUAGACGGGGUGCCCUUCACCGUGGAUGUGGACCACAAGAUCUACUGCGUCAACGACUACCACCGGAUGUUUGCGCCCAAGUGCGCCAGCUGCGGCAAAGGCAUCACCCCCGUCGAGGGCACCGACGAGACCGUGCGCGUCGUCUCGAUGGACAAGGACUUCCACGUGGACUGCUACAUCUGCGAGGAGUGCGGCAUGCAGCUGACCGAUGAGCCGGACAAGCGCUGCUACCCGCUGGACGGGCGCCUGCUGUGCCGCGGUUGCCACCUGCAGCGUCUGGCGCUGCAGUCGUCGCCGCACGCCCGCCACCAGGAGCCCGUCUGCGCCUCGUACCAGUACAUGGGAUGAGCCGCGCACCACCAACUCCCACCUUCCUUCGACUAAGUGGCGCACACAUCGAGAACUAACUAUCGCAAUCAACUUAUUCCAAUAACACAAUAUUAUCUUAAACAGACAGAAGUGAAAACAAAUGCAUUUAUACGAAACGAUCGCUAA
Messenger RNA from Drosophila suzukii, 2726 nucleotides. RefSeq names its product LIM domain-containing protein jub (gene jub). Gene Ontology annotation, biological process: cytoskeleton organization; positive regulation of miRNA-mediated gene silencing; negative regulation of hippo signaling. The record is from RefSeq and is a predicted model, not a curated record. Gene Ontology annotation, molecular function: transcription corepressor activity. Gene Ontology annotation, cellular component: transcription regulator complex; adherens junction; P-body. Lineage: Eukaryota; Metazoa; Arthropoda; Insecta; Diptera; Drosophilidae.